Daktulosphaira vitifoliae (grape phylloxera) is the source of this 5496-nucleotide messenger RNA. It is a transcript of the gene puc, whose product is annotated as dual specificity protein phosphatase 10. Gene Ontology annotation, cellular component: cytoplasm; cytosol. Gene Ontology annotation, biological process: protein dephosphorylation; negative regulation of MAPK cascade. The transcript has 6 exons. The record is from RefSeq and is a predicted model, not a curated record. Lineage: Eukaryota; Metazoa; Arthropoda; Insecta; Hemiptera; Phylloxeridae. The coding region runs from base 259 to 1764 and encodes 501 amino acids. Gene Ontology annotation, molecular function: MAP kinase tyrosine/serine/threonine phosphatase activity; protein tyrosine/threonine phosphatase activity.
GGAACAUUUAUACAAGUGCAACAUUGAAAGUUAGUGAACCUUGUCGGUUUUGACUCUACGCAAGUUACAACGCAUAAACAUUUUUUUUAUAUAUAUUAUAUUCUCACAUAGUUUUGUAAUUUGUACAAAGUCAGUUCAUUUUUUAACAUAACACCUAUCUACUCAUAUUAUAUGACUACUGUGCGUUCUUUCGCUGUUUCAUAAAAACACGUGUAAAUAUUUUCUGAAAAACUUAUAUUUUUCUCUUUUUACUAAAAUAUGCGUCGAGAUGCGACGGAUUUGGGCAUAGCCCAUAAGAAACAUAGGAAGAUUUGGGGGAUGAAAACACUGAAAAUGUGCUUCGGCAAGAGCCGUUUGAAACGACACGAGUCUCUUGACCAAGACGUCAACAUGAUUGGAAUAGCUAUACCGAGAUUAGCUGAGAUUCAGUCACCAUCCAGAAAACGGUCCUUGUCCAUCAAUAACUGUAAUGAUCGCGUGUGUCAUUUGAGGACGCAUCAGCAACGUUGUACAAUGUCGGCCGUUUGUUAUGAUGGUGGAGUAGGUGGCAGAUCCCGAGCUGGUCUCAGACUGAGCUUGAAUAGGAGCAUUAGUGAACCUGGUCCUGCAGUCCCUGUUACAGUGACAACACCGACUAAUUCCAAACGGUUUCGAUUGGAACCCAUUCUCAGCCUUGCGGCCAGCCUACCAGCUAGCCCUAACUCUGAGGGUGCUACAUUAAGCAGCGCCCUUUUACUCAGCAAGGUUAAGAGAUUGGACGCCGAUACAUUGAGACAAAAGUUGGAGCUUUAUGGUCCAGCCGUUUUGACAAUUGACUGUCGUUCAUUUGUAUCUUACAACACUGGUCAUAUCAGAGGUUCCGUCAACGUAAACGUUGCAGACAGGAUAAAUCGCCGACGGUUGCAAAACGGCAAAGCAACUCUAGUGGAGUUGGCGUCAUCAAGAGACGCUAAGGAAGCAUUAAAGAGGCGCGGUUACCGGGAAAUUGUUGUUUAUGAUGACUGUACAGAAGACUUGGACCGAGUACCUCAUAAUCAUCCUCUAUUGCUGAUUCUUGCCUCGUUAACAGAAGAUGAAAGAGAACCUUCCUUUCUUAUUGGUGGUCACAAAGAAUUUCAUUUGCGGCACAAAGAUUUGUGCGAAAAUUCGCUUUUGCCCUCGCCGCUCAGCAGUACUAGCUGCCCGGCCGAAUCUACUAGCGAAAUGAUGGACCAACACCCUUUGACCCAAGUGCUGCCUUUCCUAUACUUGGGCAACAGCAAGGACGCCGACGAUCACGCCAGCCUGUCCGCUAUUGGCGUUACUCGUGUCUUAAACGUUACCACCAGCCAACAGUCGCCGUCUCCACCUAUGGGCGAUCGUCGCACUGCCGGUGUACUGUACAAGAGACUGUCGGCUUUGGACAAUGGACACGCCAAUCUCAAACAGUACUUCGAGGAAGCUUUCGAGUUUAUCGAAGGUGCCAGGAAAACGGGAGGCAGCGUGCUUAUCCACUGUCAAGCCGGCAUAUCCCGUUCGCCGACCAUUGCCAUUGCCUACGUGAUGCGCCACCGAAAAAUGUCCAUGGUUGAUGCCUACAAGACGGUCAAAGCGGCCCGGCCAAUUAUCUCGCCCAACCUUAACUUUAUGGGUCAGUUGCUGGAACUGGAGCAAAGCUUACAGCAGUACGAACAGCAGCAGCAGCAACCGCGUUGCGGCCAAUCUUGGGCCGCUGCCCAACAGCAGUCGACGGCAGACGAACUGUCGCCGGGAUGCAGCACAUGAUCUUCUGCUUCCCCGAUGUAGACGUCUGGAGGGAGCGGGUCGGGAUCGCGUUUAUUUUCAUUGCACACCUGUAAAUUAUAUAUUUAUAUAAACAAGGCAGAGACAAGGAAUCGUCCCCGCUUAGGGCAUGUUAAGAUUAUAUAAUUAUUUACAUCGAGAUAUUCCAACCUAUUAAUGUGUUCCUAUAUUUAGUUAUAUGCUCUCACGCGCAAAUACCUAUGUAAAAAAUUUAAUAAAAUCAUAAAAAAAAGUUUUUAACGAAUGUACGAAAGUUUAUUGUGCGUAUAUGUUAUAGAUAUACUUGUAAUUAUAAUAUAUAACUAUGAAUGUACCAAUUAAGAAACUUUAUUGAGCUUUUGUUGGACACAAUGGUAGACUUGACACGAUUCGAGAAAAACGAGCAUUAUCUAGUCUUGCAAAUUGUACAUAAUAUACCGCUGAGACUAUUAUUAUUUUUUAAUUAAACCGUUAUUAUAAUUUUAUAUAUAUAUAUAUUUAUAAAUUAUAUAUAUAUAUAUACUUAUAUAUAUAUAUUUAUUUAUAUUAAUGUCGUCAUUGAAAAGAUAAAAAUAUAUGUACAUAAUUAUUUUUUAAACAAAAGUAAAGGCUGUGUUUAUAGAUAUUAGAAUUAUGAUGUAUCCAAUCUUAUUAUUAUUAUUUUUUUAAUUUGUGUCCAUGUAGUGAUUUGUAUUUUAUGUUUUACCAUCGAAAUACAAAUUUAAUAUAAUAUAUAUCUAGAUAUAUAUAUAUUUAAUAAUAAUGAAACAAACGUUUUUUUUUCAUUUUACAAAACCCGAUGUUGUGCGUUUACAUACUUAUAUAUAGUUUGUAUAGACACGGUACACGCGUGUUUGCUUUAAUGAAUCACAGUAAUAAUAAUUAUAAAAAUUUUGCGUCUCGCAUUCGUCGAGUGAUUCAUACCAUAGGUGUGCACCUUACACCGUGUGCACACACUAUUGAUUAUUGUUUUAUUAGCCAUACUGUAACGAUUCAAAUAGAUUUUGUAUUUUAAUUAAACGAUUUGUGAGAAAUUCGUUUACUACAGGAUGCUGAUGGGAAAUGCACGUCCGGCCUAAUCAUUGCCAACAAAAGAAUUGGCGUAGGCGAUAAUCGAUUUCAAUAGUUCGUUACAUUUAUCUAUUGCAUUUAAACGAUUCGGUAAUCGCUGCGGAUGUAAUUUCACGUACUUCCGAGUCGACAAUUAUCGUACAAAUUGUCAUGUUUUCUCAUGGCGACUUAUGUAAUUGUCAUCUAAUCGCUGCAUCGGUCCCUCCUAAAAUGCCUGAUUAUACGUUUCUCUACAUAUUAUCUACUAAGUUAAUGGCGUAACACGGUAAUUGCGAUUCGUGAUUAUCCAUGCAAUGGUUCUCGAGUAAUUCGACUUGAUAACUAAUUUCACUGAUUAAAUAGUAUGAAUAACGUGUCUACGCGUUAUUACAGCAAACAUCAAUCGGUGCACCUGGUAAUUCAAAUGUUGUACUGAAUAAACAACGCGAGUAAUGUUUCUCACUACUACUCGUGCUGGCUAAGGUUAAAAAAAGUAUUAGAUGGUGUGAAAAAACACAUAAAAUCGUUGACAGUAUACACAACUGUAGAGCUAUUGAGCAACGCCUUUUCAAUGACUGUAAAACCGUUUUAUGUUCAAUGAGGUCCGUCCGCAGUUAAUUACACAUGCGGUACAAAAGCACGUAAGUCUGAGGAUUAGGACGUUGUUUGUAGUUUGCGCUCUCUUAUCCGAGUUGACCCGGAAACUAAUUCUCUCCCUCGCCGUGUGUUGUUUGUCUCUUUGGGUUUCCGCGGUGGAUACUUCAAGUCCCCGGCGAUUGAUUCUCGACAGGUUUUAAUCCCGCGUUUACAGACCGGUGCAUUGUACACACCAAGGGGGCCUGCGCUAAAUGGGGGAGAUGAUGAGUCAAACCAAAAAUCCCUUUUCAAACAACCGUGCGAGUGUGCCGCACGCUCGUACACCCAUUCAUACUCGCUUUUUUACCCUUUGUGCCGACUAUUAGUCAUCUCUGCGACUACUCUCCUCUUUAUUAUUAUUAUUAUUAUUAUUAUUAUGAGUACACUCCAGCUAGCAGCAGUCGGUUACAUUACGGAUUGAAUGACAUCAUCCGACUAUAAUUUACAGGGAGGGUGAAAAUAUGACUAAUGGCGUUAAAUCGCGGAAAAACUUCAAUACAUUAAUGCAUAAAAAUUAAUUUACAUUUAAUAAUCACGUGAAAUCAGUUACUUAGCGACACAUUUCGUGUUGUUAGUGCGUUUUAUGGCUCUUAAAAAUGUUUUUUAAAAAGAAAUUGCAGAAUUCCUUUAAAGUCGGUGAAUUCUUCACCAGUCUUGAUCAACACGAAACCGAAGCGAGGAUUCAAGAGAUGAUAAGGUUUAUCGAAAGAGACACCGACGAUAAAAUCAGCGUUAUCUACAAUGAAGGACUUAACGAUUGUAACUCUGGUAUACUGCUGAAUAGAGGUCUCGAAGAAGUAGAUCGCCAGUACGCUGUCAAGAGAGCUAUAGUGGAAAAGCAGACUACGAGGCAAGUUAACUGACAUUGUGGUUGUACUCAUAUAAUUUUCAUCAUUUAGCAUAUAUAAUGUUUGAUUGCAGUGUUAUAAAUUUGAUAAAAUGCAAAGCUAAAAUGAGAAUUUUGACCGUUAAAAACGAUUAUGUCAAAUCAAUAGUUGUAGACGUCCAUAGUAGACUGAUUUCAUUGCAAAACAAUCGAAAAGACUAUACCGCCAUACUCCAGUCAUUGAUAAUGCAGUCAAUGUGUCGGGUAAAAAUGUUUAAAAUCUUAACUAAAAACCGUUACUAACAUUACAAAUUGAGUAUGAAAGUUGUUAACAAAUUAGCCAAAAAGAAUAGUUUAUUUGAAUGCUUAGUAAGAAACCUAAAAUACUUUUCAGGCGUCUUUGAUGAGUAUUUUAAUUCAUUUCUUAAAAAGGACAUAUCGAAGACUAUCGAAAACCUAACUGAAAUAAAAUUUGAGUUUUUCUUUAAUGAACUCGUUUGAUUGUGUCUAAUGUAACAACUUUGUUUAUUUUUCUUUAUUAUUAGCUAUUGGAAACGAAUGUCAAUCUAGUACUUCGACCAAAGGAUGUACCCCUGAUCGAACCUUUAUUUCCUUCGAUCGAAUUAGAUUAUUUCACGAUGACUGGAUUAGCCCCAUCGAUCAAAGUGGAUCCUGAUGUCACAUUGCCGGACAAUCACGAAGGCGGAGUUUUGGUUAACUCCAAAAACAAGUCCCUGUUUGUCGAUAAUACAUUGGGCGUGAGGCUGCAACACUUAACCGCCGUUCGAUAUCCAUUCGUUCACGUUGGUUUAUUUAAGUGAAAUCAAAUGAACAAGAUGAAUUCAUUGAACAGCAGGCGAAUUACACACUCGUAAUUCAUUCGCAAAACCAAAUUCAGUUAAAUUGUCGUCAUUUCUUAAAAAAAUGUAUACGUGUCGUCGAUUAAAAAUAAUAAGGUUCGUUAGUUAUUAAUAGUUGUGACUAAUAAGUGAUUAAGUUAGUCAUUAUAUUACUUAACAAUAAAUACGUAGAUGGUCGUACAAAAAAGAUAAUAUUGACAAUUUUUAUAAAAUCAUAUUUAAUUUGCAACAAUUAUACACGAUAUCUAUAUAAAACUAUAUAUAGACUGUUAAGUUAAUGUAUGUGAUUUUGUAUUGUGUUUAUUUAUCAGCUAUAGAUAUUGUGAUAAACAAUGACUCAUGUCAAAUGUUUGUUUGCCUGAA